Molecule: messenger RNA, 1953 nt
Organism: Chenopodium quinoa (quinoa)
Lineage: Eukaryota; Viridiplantae; Streptophyta; Magnoliopsida; Caryophyllales; Amaranthaceae
Product: protein ECERIFERUM 26-like
Exons: 2
Coding region: 384-1742 (452 amino acids)
Molecular function (GO): acyltransferase activity, transferring groups other than amino-acyl groups
Source: RefSeq, a predicted model, not a curated record
AAAUGAAUCUAACAAAAUCCCACAUAACUAUGUUUUUAUUCAACACUAAAUCAUAAAACAAAGUCAAAAGUACAUUAUGUGAAUAGUGCACAAAGUCAAAACGUGUCAACUAAAAAACGAAAGUAAAUAUAUUGACAAUAUAUCAAGACAAAUCUAACAAAAUUCCACGAUGAAGAGAAUAAUUGCGAUAGUGUAAAAUUGUUCAAAAUUACUGUAAAUAGACUCAACUUGUUCCAGCAAUCAUUCCUAACAAGCUAUUAAAAAGGCAUGAGUAGCAGCUAUAUAAACUCAUGUUAUAUGAAUGCCCAUAAACUAAACUAAACCUUCCUCUUUCUCCCACCAAACUAAUAAACACCAAAUUCGAAAAAAACAAAGAAAAAAAAAUGCCAAUUCCAAAGGAAGAAUCCAAGAAAAAUUUAGUCUUUGACAUAAGAGUAGCAACAGUAGUGCCUGGAAAAAUUACUGGUGAAAACAAAACAUAUGAGUUAAAAGGCAUAGAUUUGGCCAUGAAAUUGCAUUAUCUUAAAGGCCUUUAUUUCUUCAAUAACACCAACAUAACAACUACUACUACUAAUAGUACUAAUAAUAACAAUGGUACUAGUAACUUUUGGAGUGUUAAAGAAAUGAAGAGUGUGCAUAUGUAUGAUUGGCUUAUCUCUUACUUUGUGGCUUGUGGGAGGAUCCGGGCCUCUUCUGAUGAGACCGGUGACCGGCCCUCGAUUAAGCUCAAUGAUGCCGGUAUAAGGGUUGUCGAGGCUCAGUCGAACAAGACUGUCGACGAGUUGCUUGCUAUGGAGGAUUUCUUGUCGAUGCAAGAUCAACUUAUCUAUAACCAUUCUCUUGGUCCUGACUUGCCCUUUUCUCCUCUUGUUUGUCUACAGGUGACAUGGUUCAAGUGUGGAGGAAUUUCAAUGGGCCUAAGUUGGGCUCACAUUCUUGGUGAUGCAUUCUCAGCUACAGAAUUUAUGAACAUGUGGACCCAAUAUAUGCAAGGUCACCAUCAAAACCCCAAAACUCUUGCCAUUCAACAUCCUUCACAGCCCAAAUACAAGCCUUUGAGCCCAACUCAAGAGCCCACUUCAGUGAAACGGGUCAACCCGGUGGGUGAUCAUUGGGUUAACCCAACCAAUUGUAAGAUAGGUACCCAUACUUUUCAUCUUACUCCACAACAACUUGAUCAAUUGCAUUUGAAGGUGCAUGGUUCCAAAAUGAAUGAUAAAGAUUCAAGCCAAUGUUUUGAGGUAAUUACAGCAAUUAUAUGGAAGUCCAUAGCAAAAAUUAGGAAUGAUUUGGAGACCAAAAAUGUGACUAUUUGUAGACCAAAAACAAUCAAGAAGGAACAUGGGAUGCCCUAUAAUGGACAAGUAUUAGGCACAGUCGAGGCGAAAUUUUCAGUGUCGAGUGCUGAUCCUUUGACACUAGUACAUUUGAUUGCUGAAAAUUAUGUUGAUGAGGGCAACAUGGUUGAAGAAUUGGUGAACCAUGAUGUGAGUAAAUUUGACUACAUUGUUUAUGGGACAAACCUAACAUUUGUUGACAUGGAACAAGUUGAUAUUUAUGGUUUUGAAAUAAAAGGAAAGCGUCCAACAUUUGCUUGUUACACUAUUGAUGGAGUUGGGGAUAAAGGAUCAAUUUUGGUACUUCCGGGCACAAAAGAUGGCAAACUUGUUGUGCUACAUCUAGAUGAAAAUGAAAUUGAAUCCUUCAAACAUGAGUUAAAUAAAGAAUGGUGCAUUGCAUAAUUAUAAUUAUAAUUUAAAGUUUUUUUUUCCUUCUAUUUAUUUAUUUGUAAUAUUGUUGUAUGUAUUAUAUAUUAGUGUUAUGAUGAAAUAAAUUUAUUAGUGUUAUGAUAAAAUAAAUUUAUUAAUGAGAAAAUGAAGAGCUUUGCAAACUUCAUAUUUCAAGCUUUGGAAAUGUAUUACCACAAUUUAUAUAUACAAUUGCAUUUUUCAA